Sitophilus oryzae (rice weevil) is the source of this 2107-nucleotide messenger RNA. Its product is annotated as toll-like receptor 7. The coding region runs from base 252 to 1793 and encodes 513 amino acids. Gene Ontology annotation, molecular function: transmembrane transporter binding; potassium channel activator activity; voltage-gated potassium channel activity. The record is from RefSeq and is a predicted model, not a curated record. Lineage: Eukaryota; Metazoa; Arthropoda; Insecta; Coleoptera; Curculionidae. The transcript has 4 exons. Gene Ontology annotation, cellular component: voltage-gated potassium channel complex.
CCGCUAAAUCCAAAAAAAUAAAAAAAAAUGUGACUAGAUACAUUCUCUUCGAUUUACUUUGUAAAUUUUAUUCAAAUUUUGUUGUUGUGUAUGGUUUAUCAUUGUAGUCCGUUCAAUAUUUUGUUAAUUAGUGUUGUUUUUUACCCACCACUUAAGAGUUAUACACUGAAAAUAAAUUAGAAGAAAUAUUUGUCACCCACAUUAUCCUACUUUUUAAAUCAUUUUUGAAAAGGACUAUUCAGUUUUCAAAGAUGGAUUUAAUGCUAUUUAUACUAUCGCUUCUUCUAACUUAUCAAAUGGCGCUCUCUUGGCUAACCUCGAAAAAGUACAUAACCAGAGACAAAAUUAACGACUGUUUAAGUGCCAAUAGAAUAUUUAGAGAUCCAGAUAUCGAUAGAUCAUUAAUUAACUGUGCCAUUGAUGAUUGCGAAGGUACAAAAUAUAGAACAUUUAAUACGAGAGACGAGUAUAAGAACAGUUCUAGUUAUCAUCCUGACAGUAUAGGUUAUUCGGGAAACUACGUAAAUUUUACUACUUUCGAUGUCAAAACUUUAACUAAGGAUACCUUGAGUUUGGGGCCUCUCAAGCCAAAAAAUGUAACUAACGAUACCUUGAUGAUUGAUGAAGAUGAUCUUGCCUCGGAGUCCAAAAUAAAAGACGUGGAACCUUUACCGAUAAAAAGAGUAGAAUUUUCCAAAACUGAAUUGUCAGACUUGCCUCAUACAUUAUACAUUAUUGGGUUAGACAUAAGCGGCAAAGGCAUUAGAACUAUUAUGCCUGAAGCUUUCGAUGAAAUGUACUGUUUAAAUCGACUUGAUUUAAGCAAAAAUAUGUUAAAAGAGAUCCCAACAUUGGCAUUUCAAGGACUUACCAAUCUAAAGGUUCUGAAUUUAAGCCAUAACAAAUUACCUGAAAUACACAAAGAUACUUUUAUGUGUGUAGUAAAUUUAGAAAUUUUAGAUCUGGAAUCAAAUUUAAUAACUUAUUUAGAAAGCAGUACUUUUAACUAUAUGGAAAAAAUAAGAAAUGUAAAUUUAAGUAAAAACAGGAUAAGUAAAAUCGUAUAUAGAUUUUCGCAAUCAUUUUCAAAUGUACUACUGAAUUUCAAUGUUCUUGAUCUUGAAGAUAACUUUCUGACAUUAGUUACUCCCGGUAUGUUUGCAAAUUUUCGAUAUUUAGAAAUACUUAAUCUGGCUAAAAAUCGGAUUCUUGAGUUUAAAAUUACACCUGGAUUUAUGUUUCGCCAUCUUAUUUCUAUGAAUUUGUCUGGAAAUCGCUUAAGUGAUUUCGAUGCGGUAGGAUUUAGAAAUACUUUUGUUAAUUACAAUUUACGUAUUGAUCUGAACGAUAACGACUUUCCAUGUUUAACGAUACACAAUUUACUGCCUAGAUUGGAGGGAUUAAAAAUAUCUUUUGUGCUACAAAAGUCUUAUGAUUCAGGAUUUCAUAAAUAUUUAUAUAGAUGUAAAAUGGAAGAUGAGCCUGUAACGAACUAUACCAUAGAAGAAUCUAGCCUUUUGAAACAAAUCGGAAAAGAAGCUGCUCCAGUUAGUGAGUCGCCGAUCGAUGUUCAAUCAUUUGUUGAAAAAUUAACAAGUGAGGUAUCUGAGACGUACGGCACAUUGCGUCUCCUUAUGGGAGCGAUUUCUGCUGUAUUGAUAAUUAUGAUUCCGGUGAUUUUCUACAUUUUUGGUGAAUGCGACCUGCGAAAAGUUUGCCGACGCAAGAGGAGAAACUCACCACAGCGACGCCCGGGAAUUCAAUAUGGACCUUGCUAUCAAAUAUCUAAAUAAUGAUUUGGAAGCAUCUUAUUCACUUAAUGAUAUAUUUCCGUUUCAUUACCGGAUUGCUGGAUGAUGUCGGAUAUAGCACGUACCUAGACAAUUACAAAUAUUUUAUUGGACCUUGUUUGAAAGGCUAUGACCUGAAACAUGCAGAUAUUCGAAUAUUUAAAGAUAUAGCAGAAUACCAAAAGAGUGCUUCAUACAAUUCGAGUCUCAUUAAGAAGCGUAGAAUGCACCCCUUAAUAAAACACGACGUGAUCAUUCAAGGUCCGCUGGACUUAGUACCUAGGCAUGGAUUUUCUUCUGGCGAACAAACCUUCGUU